This is a messenger RNA of Drosophila hydei, 3055 nucleotides long. It is a transcript of the gene Pdfr, whose product is annotated as PDF receptor. Gene Ontology annotation, biological process: adenylate cyclase-modulating G protein-coupled receptor signaling pathway; cell surface receptor signaling pathway. The record is from RefSeq and is a predicted model, not a curated record. Gene Ontology annotation, molecular function: G protein-coupled peptide receptor activity. Gene Ontology annotation, cellular component: plasma membrane. The coding region runs from base 381 to 2387 and encodes 668 amino acids. The transcript is spliced from 9 exons. NCBI's taxonomy places the organism in Eukaryota, Metazoa, Arthropoda, Insecta, Diptera, Drosophilidae.
CAAAACAAAAUUUAAAAAAAAAUCACACUAAUCAGAGAGGGUUAUUACAACAUUUUUGGAACAUUUAGCGCGCUCGCGUUGAAGUCUUUUUUUUUUUGUUCGUUUAUUUUCCUUGUGCUGUUAUUUGUGUUUACAUGAUUUUUUUUGUGUUUUACUGGCGAGAAAAGCGUUUUGAAAAGUGCGCGAGCCAAAUGUCCACACGAUGUUUCGGCCAUAAAAAAUCGAAGCAAUGUUAUGGCUACUAUAUGUAAAAUACCAAUCGAGAGAUAAACAUAGUUCGUCGCUAAAGUACGCCAAGCUAAUUGCGAGCAAAUAUCCGAGUACAAAACCUUCGAAAAACGAGAAAUUACAAUGGCAGCUUGGCCAUUUGAGGAUAAAUAAUGCAACUGGCUGGCGAUAACGAGGCUGGCAGCAUGCCCACCAUCAGAACCACAACUACAAGCAGCAACAGCUUCUCGCAAGGAAUCGCUCGCAAGGCGGCCGUAACCGCUGCAACAACGAGCAAAGCUCGACUCAUUUCCAUAGUGGAGGCGGAAUCGCCCCUGGGCGGCGACGUUCGAUUACCGAGCAUGGAAAAUAGCACCGCCAUGACAACCACAGCGAUAACCACAGCAGCAACAGCGACAGCAACGGACCUGAGCCCGACUCGUGUGUUAAGUACGAGCAUUGAGGCAACCACAGCGGUCGGCAUGGACACAAUUAAGGCGGCAACAGAAUCCGGACUCACAACCGCAUCUAGCACCAGCAUCCCAGCAUGGAACUCGUCCUUCAACUCAGCCUCGGCCAACAACUAUGACAACUGCUCAGCAAUGUUUGCCAAUUACACACAGCCUCAGACAGUCAUCUACUGCAACUGGACUUGGGACUCGCUUCUCUGCUGGCCACCAACGCCCGCUGGAGUCCUCGCCCGAAUGAACUGUCCCGCUGGCUAUCAUGGCGUCGAUACACGCAAAUUCGCGAAUCGGAAGUGCGAGCUGGAUGGCCAUUGGGGCGGACGACCCAACGAGACCGAACCGAGUCCUGCCGGCUGGACGGACUACGGGCCCUGCUACAAGCCGGAGGUCAUCAAACUAAUGCAGGAAAUCAAGGAUGUUAACCUCUACAUUGAUAUAGCACAGCGGACACGGACACUGGAGAUCAUUGGACUAUGCCUGUCCCUGCUCGCGCUCAUCAUCUCUCUGGUGAUAUUCUGCGCGUUUCGGUCGCUGCGCAACAAUCGCACCAAAAUACACAAGAACCUGUUCAUCGCAAUGGUGUUGCAGGUGAUUGUGCGACUGACCCUCUACCUGGAUCAGUUUCGGCGCGGCAAGCCGGAAGCAGCUACCAAUACAAGUCUAUCGGCUAUCGAGAAUACGCCAUAUCUAUGCGAGGCAUCCUACGUACUACUCGAAUACGCACGCACCGCCAUGUUCAUGUGGAUGUUCAUCGAGGGUCUCUACUUGCACAACAUGGUCACCGUGGCUGUAUUCCAGGGUAGCUUUCCGCUGAUCUUCUUCUCGCUGCUCGGCUGGGGCAUGCCCGUUGUGAUGACCUUUGUGUGGGUGCAAUGCACGGCCAUCUUUAUGGACACAGCCCUGGGCGAUUGCAUGUGGAACUACAAUCUGACCCCCUACUACUGGAUACUGGAAGGACCACGCCUGGCCGUCAUCCUGCUAAACUUCUUCUUUCUGGUGAACAUCAUACGCGUGCUGGUGGUGAAGUUGCGCCAGUCGCAGGCUAGCGACAUCGAGCAGACCCGCAAGGCAGUCCGGGCGGCCAUAGUGCUGCUACCUUUAUUGGGAAUUACGAAUCUACUGCACCUGGUGCCGGCACUGAAGACAGCUUGGAAGUUCGCCAUAUGGAGCUAUGUGACCCACUUUCUGACCUCCUUUCAGGGCUUCUUCAUAGCGCUGAUCUACUGUUUCCUGAAUGGCGAGGUGCGCGCUGUGCUGCUCAAGAGUCUGGCCGUCUGGAUGUCGGUGCGCGGGCAUCCGGAGUGGGUCCCGAAGCGUGCAUCCAUGUACUCGGCCGCCUACAACACAGCGCCGGACACGGAGGCACCGGCCCAGCAGACGGUCGACGCGCUAUCCUCCAGCUUGCGGAUCUCGCCGCAGAACAGGCGCCUCAAUAGCCGCAAGGCCAGCAGCGUGAUCAUCGUCAUUGCGAAUGAGCCACAACGCCAGCGAUUUGUCCAGCAGCGCAACAACAACAACACGGCCAACAGCAAUCAAGGCAAGGACGAACCGGCGAGUGGCUCAGCAAGGAUUAGAGGCAAGGAGGCACCAGAUGCUCGCAACAAUGGCAAUUGGAAGUUUAGCCUGUGCUUUCGCGGCCAAAAGGUACUGAGAGUACCGCCAGCGUCAUCCGUACCACCCGAGUCAGUUGUAUUUGAGUUGUCAGAGCAGUAGGCCAAAAAUGUAGUUCUAGCCAACUAUAUAUAGAAACGUAGCAACCCCGUAGCGCAACCCCCAUCCACUUAGAGUCUAGCCGCAACUUUAGUCCGAAACUCAACAACCUUUCAGUCUACUUGCACAGAACAACCCAAUUAACAUCCGCCCGAACUAUGCUAGAGAUGGGCGCAUGUCGUGCCACAAACACGACCAAGUACGAUCUGAUAUCUCGAUCUGUCAUGCAGACAUAUGUAUGUCCUGUUAUCUCGUAUCCAAAACUCUCGUGUUCGGUAGCCUCAAUAUGCGCCCAUCUCGAGAUCUUGAGCUCGUUGUAUGCUGUAAAAAUCGCCUCGCUGAAUUUGUCUUAAGCACGAAACACGCUUAGCUCGAGUUGAGUCUAUCAAAGCGACAGUUCACUGUAGUCUAUUUCACAUAUAUAUAUCCUUUACACUCAUAUGCUUGACUCCGAUCUGCGCACCUGAAAAAACCCUCAAGAUCGCCAGCAUCAACAGGUCCCUAGAAAUUCUUCUACUGCUCACAUUCAAAUCAGAUCCAGUAAAUUGGCCUAGGAUCUUGGCUAGCAUGUCUAUCAAACCAAGGAAACUCCAAAUAUUUCAUCAAACAUAAUUCCAACUCUUCCAAGAAAUCAGUGUGACCGAAGCAUCAUCAGACAAUACCAAAAAUUC